AUGCAUGCUCUUCUACUAGUAGUCACGACAUUCCUUGCCUGUGUCAGUGCCUCCCUGACAUCUGAUCUCCCAACAGUGUUUCAGCCUAUUGCAGACGAGGUGAACGCUUUCACCUCAUCCAGACUGCUACGGUCGCAUGAAGAGCGAGGAAUUCCGGUCUCUACAAUUGGGAAUAUUAAGAGCAAGUUCAUGCCGUCGACAAUCUCGGAGAAAACACUGCGCGGUUGGCUAAAUGGAAGGGAAACGGCAGACGAUGUGUUCGUUUGGCUGAGUCUGGGCCGCGGAAAGGGUGAAUUAUUCAACAAGCGGAAAUUUGGUACGUGGGUCAAGUACGUCGACGAUUUAACUAAACAGCAUCCUGAAAGUGGGAUGUCGACGCUCUCAAAGUUAACGUCUUACUACGGCGAUGAACGCUUGUCACAAAUGAUCAUCACCGCACAGAAGAACCCAAAAACCCAGGAUUUAGCUGCUGAUCUGCAGAAAAGGCAACUUCAGUACUGGCUGGAUAACAAAAAGGCACCAGCGAAAGUCUUCAAGCUGCUGGAGCUGAACAAGGCGGGUGGCAAUUUGGUUGACAAUCCUCAAGUCUCCGCUUGGCUAAGUUAUGUGGCUGAUUUCGAGAAGAAAUUCCCAAAGCAAGCAGAUGCUAUCAUUCCGAUGGUAACGCGUCACUUCGACGAUGAAACUCUAUCCAAGAUUUUCCGUGAGGCAAAGCAGACUCCCAGUACUGCAAGUAUCGCCAAUAAACUAGACGGAGAGCUAAUCGAGCAUUGGACGGACACUAAAACGCUUCCUAAAUACGUCUUCACGUUCCUGGAACUCAACAGGGCAGGUGACAAACUGUUAGAAGCCCCGCAGUUUGCAACGUGGCUAACCUAUGUGGACGAUUUCUACUCGAGAAAUCCUCGGAAUCCGAGAGUUUCGAUCAUGACGAGUUACUACGGCGACGAAGCGUUGACACGUCUGCUAAUUAAAGCAAUGCAGACUCCAAGUGAAGCAAAUCUCGCUACUAAACUCCACGAAGAGCAGCUUCAGAGUUGGAUAUAUAGUCGGAAGCUCCCUGGAUAUGUCUUCAAGUUCUUGUCGCUGGACAAGGCAGGUGAAAAACUGUUCGAUCACCCACAGUUCAUGAAGUGGAUAAAAUACGUGGAAGAUCUUAACAAGGCAAACCCCGACAAGAAAACGACUUUAAUGUCGGUUUUGGCUAAGCAGUACGACAGUGAAGGGUUGAAGUGGAUGGCGAAAGGAACGCCCAACGACUAUUUCAAGCAACUCAAACUCGAUAAGGAGUACAACGCAGCGAACCCUAAAUAUCAGGCCACACUGAUUGGGACAUUGGCGGCGAAUUAUGGAGAAAUGAAACUGGUAAAAAUGCUCGAUGAAGCGAUGAAGGUGAAAGAUACGGCGAGUGCUGCCAAGAAACUACAGAGCGAGUUAUUCCAGCGCUGGAUACGACUAAACUGGACUCCGGAGUACAUCUUUGUCAAGGUGCUCCAUCUUGACCAAGAAGGAGAUAUGCUAUUUACGAAUCCACUAGUGGUCACGUGGGGGAAAUACUUAAGUGCGUUCAACCGGUAUACCCACGGCGAGGAAACAACAAUAUGGAUGGUGUUGGACGCUACGGGCUACAAAAUCGAAGAAUUGCAACGCAUGGUUGACAGACUCCCAGAACAACUUUUCAGUAUGCUGCGACUUGGCAAUAAGGGCGACAGCCUACUGACAAGCCCUCAACUCGCCAACUGGAUUCAGUAUCUCGAUAACUUCUAUGUGACUUUCCCUGAUAUGGGUAAAACCAUGAUGAAGACAGUGCGUGAAUACUAUCAUGACAUAUCGUUAGUAGACAUGAUCGUAUCAGCGAUGAAGGCUCCCAGCACGGAGAAGAUUGCUAAGCGCAUGGAACUCGAGUUGUUUAGAAACUGGCACGCCGUCUCUCAUAAGACUCCGGACAACAUCUUCCAGAUCCUUGAACUUGACGAAGCAGGAUCAAUGCUACUCGCCAGUCCUUUACUGGACAUGUGGAUCCGGUACUUGACUGCUUUUAACAAGCAGACACCCAGCGAGAAGACGAGCAUUAUCGGAACAUUUCUGAAAUACUACGAUGAGAGUGAGCUGUCACAAAUGAUCAUCACGGCUAAAGGUAACACAAAUACAGAAGAACUGGCCUCUAACUUAGAGGAUGCGCUAAGCCUUUACAAGAAUAGCUAGGGAUGUAAACACAUCUUCACCAAGUGGCAUAAUAUAUAUCAUAUUAUACUGCAACUGGCAGAGCC
This is a messenger RNA of Phytophthora nicotianae INRA-310, 2270 nucleotides long. RefSeq lists its product as hypothetical. Lineage: Eukaryota; Oomycota; Peronosporomycetes; Peronosporales; Peronosporaceae. The transcript has 3 exons. The coding region runs from base 1 to 2205 and encodes 734 amino acids. The record is from RefSeq and is a predicted model, not a curated record.